Messenger RNA from Lolium rigidum, 3890 nucleotides. RefSeq lists its product as uncharacterized. NCBI's taxonomy places the organism in Eukaryota, Viridiplantae, Streptophyta, Magnoliopsida, Poales, Poaceae. The record is from RefSeq and is a predicted model, not a curated record. The coding region runs from base 3251 to 3805 and encodes 184 amino acids. The transcript is spliced from 4 exons.
CGCGAUGCCGCCGCCACCGUCUGCCGCCGUCCCGGCCAAAGCUGGCCGCAUACGACGCCGACACUCACCGGCGAAGCUGCGCCUUGGUCUGCUCCACUGGAUCCCCAUCCACGCAUCUUCGUUCCGCCCCCGAGCGCGACGCAGCGUCUAACCCUAGCCGGGGGUUCGGCUCGGUCGCCGUCGCGGUUCCCGCGCCACCGCGCCUCCUGCUGAUCCCCUACGUCGUCUCUUGCUCCUCCUCGACGCCCCGUGCUCCUGCUCCUUCGCCUCUUUUGCGUGCGGCUUGGCCUGACCGUGUGGUGGCGCCGCCCGGUGGCGGUGUUGCUGCCGUUGCCGCUCUCGCCUCCUCUUCGAGGCUAUGCUCCUUCGACCGUUAGUGUAUCUCAACAAGCUCUGCCACCUUUCUCUCCUCUCUCACUGAUUUGUUUCGAAUGGUUUUACAGCCUGCCUAGCAUGUGUUUGUGAAAAUGCUUCUUAGGCAUGGGCAAUUUAGGUCUGUCUCUUUUGUGCCGUUUACUUCUCAUGUUCGUUAGCAGAUAGGCUUGGUGGCGUAUUAUAGUGUAGAAUUAACAUGCGUUGUGCCACUUAUUGAGUUGAUCAAUAAAAAAUUGUGCUCCCCAUCCAUUCUUCAUGUACCCUACGAGUAGGGUUAUCAACCAAUGGAAAAUAGUAUGAUAAUUUGUUCCAGAAGGAAAACCCUACCUGUAGGUGCCUUUUAUAGUCUUCCUAUUCGCCAAAGUUGUGUCUGGUCAAUUCCUCAUGUAACCGUUAACAGAGAUUUCAUUUAGAUUUUACUGAUUUAACAAAAUUCAGUCCCGUUUCUGAUGCCCUCUUCUUGCUAUCAACAAAAGUAGAUCAUCACUCUUGCUAUCAGUAAUUGGUUUCAUUCAUUGACCCAAAUUUAAUGAACCGUAUUGCAGGGACUGCAAUCGAUUUGUCGUCCCCAAUCGUCAUUGAGGGAAAAGCUUGCUGGGAUCUGUACAUCGAUGGACUUGUUGUGUUCUGAUGGUAAUUUACUUGAUGCACUAGCUGUUGUGAUAAAGGUAAUAUGUGGUUUCUAUUGCUUCAGCAGAUGCAUCCCUUGUAAUUUCAAUUUAUAUCUUUUGAUGCAAGUGUUGGUGAUGCCAUAUUAACUUGACCUCAGCAUAUAUUUUGGUUAAGAAGUGUCAUCAAUUUUCUUACAGUCCAUUGUAGUGGUUAUUUAAAUUAAGAAGGUCAUAUUUGCCAUUGCUGAGAAAUACAUAAAAUGAACUAAUGGAAGACCUUUAUACCUCCCCAGUCCUCUUAAAAUAAAAACAAGAAUGAAAAAUUUGUUCAUAUAUCUGCUUCUGUGUUCUGGAUCUUAUGCUAGCUGGCAGAGCUUGUUGAGGUUGUCCCUUAGCUAGGUUGGCUUGUGUAGAAUUAACAUGUGUUGUGCUGCCAUUUACUUACCUUCAUUAUAAUGGUCUUCUAUCUAUGCUUCACACAUGAGCUAUGUUUGCAUCAUAUGAAAUAUGUCUACCCUUUAAUCAUGCAGAAUAUUUCUAGAUUUAAAGCAUGGCUAACCUACCGAUGCAUAUUUGUUGGGAAUGGACAUGUCUGGAUUCUAUUCUUCAAGUGCAUUGAUAGUUGUGUAGUGGUACCUAUAUUUUGACAUGUACCAACCUUGUUUUUCUAAAUCAUGUUUCUGAAGCUUGUGUGAACACUGAGAUGGUGUCUAUAAAAUCUCUGUACCUAUGGAUUAUUUACUUUGCUAUGUACUUUAAUUGUGAGAGAAACCCAAAAAAGGUGCCUUAGUAAUAUUGGUCAUUGCCAAAAAAGAAAAGAGAGAGAAGCUGCAUGGGCAAUAUUGAUUGACUGUAAACUGUAGUGAAGAUUAUAUGUAUAAUUUGUUUGAGACACGGAUAUAUAGUUUGUCCUGAUUUAAUUUAAUCAUUUCACUGUAGAAUGCCAAUUGUGUCUGUCUCAUCACUGGUCAUCAGCAUGUGUUGCUGCAUUUGGAAAACCAAACCUUUCUGUAGUAUGAAUUGUGUACAAAGUGUGCAAUAAUGGUGUUUUUGUUUUAUUGUGCAGAUAGCACUUUUGUUUUCAUCAAGUGAUGUUGUGCAACCUGGCUGGCUGGUGAAGUACCUAAGAUGUAUCGAUACCAAAAUAGUUAUUGAAAUGCAAUCUAAUCUUAUCAAGGCUUUUUGUUUACUUGAAACUUAUCUCACAUUAGGUUUUCUAGGAAGACCCAGUACUUUUGACUAUUUCUUACACAUGAUGCAUUUAUAGUACUCAAGGCAUUUUAUCUAUUGAAGUCGUGCUUAGCCUCUUGCGCCAGACGACCUUACAUGGAGAAUGGUAGUUCCGUCAUUCUUCUAGGCAUGUGCGUGUGGCGUGAUUGUGAGUUCUAGGGCUGAUAUAGUCCCGGUUGCUUACAUUUAAUUGUUUUUGCUUUGUUCUAGAAAAAUAUAUGCUUCAUCAUAAUUCUCUUUUUUUGUUAUUCGAGAUUAUUACACUUUGCAUCCAAGCUCAUACCGAGUAUUUAUUAUUGACAUUGGACUGCUCUUGUGCGAAAUUUUAUUUCAAUUGGUUAUAUCCCAUAGGGGUGCGCCAUUAGAAACCCGAAAAAUCCUUCCAUAUUUUUCUGGCAGAUCAGUGCCAUCCACUUAUAUUUUUCUGAAAUGUCUGUAGUUCCUGAUUGAGUUGAAAUUAUGCCAAGGCAUUCCGUGAGUGUUUUGGUUAUGUUUAACAUAUGAUAUAGAAAAGAGUGAUAGUUUAGUUAUCGCUGUACUCUGUUCCAUUGGACCAUCAUAAUUACGUAUGAUAUAGAAGAAAGUGUGGUAGUGUAGUCCCAAACUUAGUUACAAUUUAAUUUCCUCCACAAUCUGUAGGUAUUACACAAUUUGUAUGGCAAUCAGGAAUGGCAGCGGGGACCGACUACCCGAAACCCGACGGGGUUUUCCUCUAUUAGGGGUCGGGUGUGGUACCUAAUUUGUCCCCAUGUGGACCUUCCCUGCCAAGAUAUGCUCCCCAUCGGGUAGAGCGGGGCGGGGAGUGUUCUAUCAGUCCCCAGCCCCGAACCCCACGGAGCCCCGCCUCGUAUCGAACAAAUCCCAUAAACUUAGCUAACCCUACCAUAAUCUCAGCUAAUCACCUGAUCUGUUGCCAAAUUUUACGUCUAUAUAAUCCAUGCCUCGGUCAAGCCCUCGAUUACACCCCUACCGCCGUCAUUUUCUACCCCAGAUUUUCCCCAUUCUCCUGCGUCGUCAUUGUUUAGUUCCGAGAGAUGGAGUCGUUCACUGCCGACAACCAGCCGCCCCAGGGUGGAGCAGUGGCUGCGGAGGGCUCCGUGUCAGACGUUCGGCAUCCAGGGAGCCAGGCCGGAGCAGAUGCCGCCGCCGACGGAGCAGUCUUCGGAGGCGAGGGUGUCCACGGCUCAGUGUUCCGCCUCCGGCAUCCAGGGAGCGGCCUAAUCCCUGGGCGCAUCCCAGGUGGACGCCCACCACUCCGGCAUCCAGACAGGGUCGUUCCUGCUGCAGCUAACGGAUCUGCUACCGUCCCUGCUAUGCCGAAGAAGAAUGCAACACCAGCUGGGUGUACCAAUUUGGCUACGUCGGUACCUUCGUGUUCACAGUCACAAGCAGUAGAUGAAGUCGAAGAUGGCAUUGUGCCCGUGGACAUUUCUGAUGACGACGAGGGAGAAGAAGAAGAUGUUGAGGUUGAGGCUGUUGGCUCCAAGAGACGGAAGCUUACCUCUGCUGUAUACUUUGUCCACAGUUUUGAUUCCUCCUGUAUAAAGCAGUUUCUACGGCCAAAUGCUGCUGAUUUAUCAGAUUAUUGAUGGUUUAUGGUUCUAGCCCUAGGAGUUGGUUCUUUGCAAAUGAUAGGGCACGAUCAAACUCUAUGUGGUAUACAACGUACUAGAG